This is a messenger RNA of Aplosporella prunicola CBS 121167, 1157 nucleotides long. RefSeq lists its product as uncharacterized. The record is from RefSeq and is a predicted model, not a curated record. The transcript is spliced from 3 exons. Lineage: Eukaryota; Fungi; Ascomycota; Dothideomycetes; Botryosphaeriales; Aplosporellaceae. Bases 1 to 1113 code for a protein of 370 amino acids.
AUGAAGCAAAGCUAUCUCUUUACCCUUUCGCUGGCUCUGGUCACUGUUACAGCAAGCCCUGUUCUCCGACACAAGCUAGUCCGCCGCGAAGUCCCACAAGAACAUUCGCACGAGCAGUUCCUGAGGACGGUGGGCAAGAGCUUACAGGAGGACAACCCAGACGACAUUGGAGAUCCCGUAUUCGCACUACUUGGCAAUGCCGCUGCAAAGAAAGGCCUAGGAAAGAUCAGCGACCCAGACUGUCUUCAGCAGGCUACUGCCGAUCAAGCUUUCACAAAUGCAAAGGCAGCUGAUGAUGUCGAUGGUAUGACCGCGGCACUAGUUUAUCGUGCUCUGGAGCGCAACUCUGCCUCUGUUGGCGCAACCAGCAAGGAAUGCACGAGCAUCAAGGCCAAAAACCCCGAAAUUGCAGCGCUCACUCAGCACCAGGAUCCCGCAUCGGACGGCGCAGCCAAAAAGAACAAGGAAGUCACCCUUGAACUGGCCAAGCAGAUUGCGUCCAUCGGAGGAGAUCCCCAAACGGCGCUCAAGGCUGGAACUUUCAAGCCCGGCAAGAAGGACGACCCGACUGCAGCUGGAAACAGCUGUGAUGAUGCGAACGACGCCGAAGGUUGCAUCUUCACGCAGGGCCUGCUCGUCGAAGACGCCACGCCCGACGAGAUUAAGGCUGCCGUUGCCGGCACCACCGGUACCUCUACGAGCGGCAACUCCGCAGCCUCCAACGGGACUAGCGUGGCAGCUGCUGGCGCCACACCCUCCGCGGCCUCCGUCGCGACUGGCUCGACCUCGACCUCGAACUCAAACUCGAACUCGAACUCGAAGGCUUCGUCAUCCAAACUCGACAUUGGCAGCGCUACCAACCCGACCAUCGAGUUCGGCCCCGGCUUCGACAACCGCAAGGAGGAUAGCUUCCAGCCGGCCGACAAAGACGAGUUUACCCACGGCUCCGCGACUGGUGUCGGCAUUGUCACGGAUUUCAUCUGCCAGCAACUCAGUGACAAGUUCAAGGCCAGUGACGUGGCCAUUGACGCCUGUAACCAGGGUGCCGAGGCGGCGAAAAACAAGGAGGGACAGGCGGCAGCUAAUGCGUUCAACUCGGCGCUGGGGUUCUGAAGGAACAGACGUGUAGUACAUAGUAUGAUGAUGGUUACAGUAUG